AUGUCGACGCUUCUUCACCAAUCUUUUCUUAGUAAAAGGCUGCCAUCAGUGCCCCCUGCGGCUUCUAUUUAUCACCAUGAUCCUCUUUUACAUGUUGAACGCCAGACAAAACACAUACAGCGCAAUCUCCAACUCCUUAUUGAUGCUCAAAGCGAAGGCCUUCUCUCUGUUCUAGCUGGGCCUCAACGGGAUCAGAUCUCAGCCAGGACUUUGACUCCAACAUUGCCAUCCAAUGGGAGUCGGCCACAGUCCCCUUCCACGGUGCCCCCUAGGCAGCCCACGCCCAAGAAAAUCGGGCUUCGGGCUGCCCGGGAGGGCAUAUUUCAAUCGAUAUAUGAUCUACUGAAGUUACGAGAAGAAGAACGAGAGAUUCUCACAUCUCAGACCAAUGAAAGGGACAACGCACUGCAUGAUAUCCAAAGCUUCAUGUCGAGAAGAAAUGGUCUAGAGGACGCCAUUACCACUAUACAUGGAGACAAGGAGAGCCGACGUUCAAAGCAACUGGAAGAAGAGGCUCGGAACCUCGAGACUGACAUUCAUGAAUUGGAGACCAGGUUGUAUGAGAUGAAAGCUAAACAUCGACAUGUUGUGAAUGAGAUAUCACAGAUUAGCAACUCGGUCGACGCCAAGCUUUCUUCUUACACUGAAUCUUUGUCUUUACUCGACUCUGACAUCCGAAAUUACCUCCGUGAUCCUCCUAUCCAACCGCUAUCGCAAAGCUCAGGCGAAUCCACCUUUCACUCGUUGAAUCCCAAACGUCGCACACUUGACAUGGCCCAGGAGCAUUGGAAGACUGAACAAGUCAGUUUGCACAGUAGGCAACAGAAAGUGGAUGCGGAAAUACUAGCAUUGGAAGACGGAGGCGGUGUAUGGAAACAAGCGGUAUCCGAUGUCACUGGCUUUGAGAAGCGCUUACAAGCCAACAUGCAACAUUAUGUUGAGAUGACCACACCAACGACCCAGUCAGAAGGAACCACACCGGCAGGUUACAGAGAAGGACUUGUGAAGAGUAUCCUGGAUGAUUUGGAAAGAACCACUCACCGGAUUGAAUCACAUCUAGAGCUCGCCGAGGAUAAGGAUUGGAAGCUAUUAGUUUGCUGCAUUGCAGCUGAGCUAGAGGCCCUGCGAGAAGCAAGGAGUUUACUUCUUCCCGCCUUCGGCCUCCCGGUGCAUGAAGAGGAUGCACCCCUGAACUCUACUUCGCCCAAAGAUCAUCCUCUACUGGACCAUGACUUCGAGGAGGGUCAAGAGGACUCGCGCGUAGGUCCACUGGAAAAUGACGACCCAGAACCUCCAGCCGAUUUGCUCCAGGAUGCAGACCCCCGUCAUUCGGAUAUUAGGCCAGAAGAUGAUGAUGAGCCAGAUCCAUCCUGGCUGGCCUGA
This is a messenger RNA of Penicillium robsamsonii, 1383 nucleotides long. RefSeq lists its product as uncharacterized. Lineage: Eukaryota; Fungi; Ascomycota; Eurotiomycetes; Eurotiales; Aspergillaceae. The transcript has a single exon. The coding region runs from base 1 to 1383 and encodes 460 amino acids. The record is from RefSeq and is a predicted model, not a curated record.